UUCUCAUGCAUGUCCCCUACACCCACCUGUCCUCCUCUUCCACACCCCCACAUUUGCUCUCUCUUCUUCACACACAUUUCUCUCAUAUCCCCAUUUUCUUCAGUCUUAAAUAGUUCACGUUUAGAAAAUUUCAUAAAGCUUUUCCCUUAUAAUUAAUUCCAUGGACGAAGAAAAAUUUGAGGAUGAUGAAAAACAUGCAUUGGAAGGUCUGAGCGUGGAGCCAGCACCGCAUAAAAAAGCUCAUUCAUACAGCCACCAGCUCUGUACCAACACCGAAACUCACCACAAGCGUUACCACCAGUUCCGACAUCACAGCUUUGACAUUCCCACUAACCUCAUCAACAAUAAUAAUCAUGGGUUAAUAUACGAUGAGGACGAUUCUGAUGAAGAAUUUUAUCCUUAUAUUUCAACGUCAGGGUAGGUGUUUGAUGCAGGUAUCGGGCUGACCAUGGCAAAUGUGCUGCCAUCGUCGGAUCAUCAACAGCCAUUGUUGGAGUUUGUUGGAGGUGGUGGUGGAGCUGAAAUUUUCAAAGUGCCAACUCGUGCUUCUGUUCAUCCCUCUCGUCCAUCUUGCUAUGAACUCAGACCUCACCCCCUAAGAGAAACCCAGGUUGGAAAAUUUUUGAGGACGAUAGCCUGUACAGAGACACAAUUAUGGGCAGGACUAGAAUGUGGGAUAAGAGUAUGGAAUUUUUCAGAUCAGUAUAAGCCAGGAAUGGGAAUUGGGGAAAGGGCAAGGAGAGGAGAUGAGGAUGCCGCACCAUUUCACGAGUCGACAAAUACAACACCCACAUUAUGCUUGAUGGUUGAUAGUGGGAGUAGGUUGAUAUGGAGUGGACACAAAGAUGGCAAGAUUAGGUCCUGGAAGAUGGACCAAUCAAAUGCUGAUGAAUCUCCUUUCAAGGAAGGCCUCUCCUGGCAAGCUCAUCGUGGUUCUGUUCUUUCUAUGGUCAUGUCUUCUUAUGGUGAUAUAUGGUCAGGGUCCGAGGGUGGUAACAUUAGAGUUUGGCCAUGGGAAUCUGUUGAAAAAUCUCUCUCUCUAUCACCGGAAGAAAAACACAUGGCUGCUUUACUUGUGGAAAGGUCAUUCAUUGACCUUAGGAGCCAAGUUACAGUUAAUGGUGUCUGUAACAUCUCAUCUUCUGAUGUGAAGUGCUUGUUGUCUGAUCAUAUAAGAGCAAAAGUGUGGGCAGCGGGAUCAGCAUCCUUCUCGUUAUGGGAUGCACAUACAAGGGAACUCCUUAAAGUUUACAAUGCAGAAGGUCAAAUUGAAAAUCGAGUUGACAUGUCAUCAGUGCAAGACCAAGCAACAGAAGAUGAGAUGAAUGCCAAGUUUGUACCAAAAUCUAAAAAGGAAAAGUCACAAGGAAGUAGCUUUUUGCAGCGGUCACGUAAUGCUAUAAUGGGAGCAGCAGAAGCUGUUCGCCGAGUUGCUACAAAGGGGGCAGGAGCAUUUGCAGAAGACAGUAAGAAAACAGAAGCCCUUGUGAUUGCAGCUGAUGGAAUGAUUUGGAGUGGGUGUUCAAAUGGUUUACUUGUGCAGUGGGAUGGAAAUGGAAACCGUUUGCAAGAUUUCCAUCACCAUCCUUGUCCUAUUUUAUGCUUAUGCAUUCAUGGUUCUCGAAUAUGGGUUGGCUAUGUAAGUGGCAUGGUACAGAUGCUGGAUCUCGAAGGAAACUUGCUAGCUGGUUGGGUUGCUCACAACGGGCCUGUAGUAAAAAUGGUAGUUGGGGAUAACUAUCUCUUCAGCUUGGCUACUCACGGUGGUAUACGUGGAUGGAGUCUUGCCUCUCCAGGACCUAUUGAUAACAUAAUACGACCAGAGUUAGCUGAGAAAGAACAUUUGUACACCAGAAAAGAAAAUUUCAGGAUUUUAGUUGGUACCUGGAAUGUUGGUCAGGGAAGAGUUUCGCAGGAAGCGCUUGCAGCUUGGCUUGGUUCGGCAGUUUCAGAUGUUGAAAUAGUAGUGGUUGGGUUGCAAGAAGUCGAAAUGGGAGCUGGUUUUCUUGCAAUGUCUGCUGCAAAAGAAACUGUAGGAUUGGAAGGAAGUGCGAUGGGGCAAUGGUGGCAGGACGCAAUAGGGAAGGCAUUGGAUGAAGGAUCAACUUUCGAACGUGUAGGAUCAAGGCAACUAGCUGCAUUGCUUAUUGCUAUCUGGGUGAGAAAAUCUCUCAGAAAACAUGUUGGAGACCUUGAUGUUGGAGCAGUUGCAUGCGGUUUAGGACGUGCAAUUGGUAACAAGGGUGGCGUUGGUCUGAGGUUAAGAGUAUUUGAUCGAAUAAUGUGCUUUGUAAACUGUCACUUGGCCGCUCAUUUGGAAGCAGUAAAUCGUCGCAAUGCUGAUUUUGACCAUAUAUAUCGAACAAUG
Molecule: messenger RNA, 2368 nt
Organism: Nicotiana tabacum (common tobacco)
Lineage: Eukaryota; Viridiplantae; Streptophyta; Magnoliopsida; Solanales; Solanaceae
Source: RefSeq, a predicted model, not a curated record